Messenger RNA from Carassius carassius (crucian carp), 3080 nucleotides. It is a transcript of the gene plekha8, whose product is annotated as pleckstrin homology domain containing, family A (phosphoinositide binding specific) member 8. The record is from RefSeq and is a predicted model, not a curated record. Gene Ontology annotation, cellular component: cytoplasm; cytosol; membrane. The transcript is spliced from 13 exons. NCBI's taxonomy places the organism in Eukaryota, Metazoa, Chordata, Actinopteri, Cypriniformes, Cyprinidae. Gene Ontology annotation, molecular function: ceramide 1-phosphate binding; ceramide 1-phosphate transfer activity. The coding region runs from base 132 to 1754 and encodes 540 amino acids. Gene Ontology annotation, biological process: ceramide transport; intermembrane lipid transfer.
UUCCCAGCAGUCGCUUUGCGUUUUUUGGAUAUAGUUGUCGUAGUUAAAAAUAAUCUCGAGUUUCUCAAAGAGGCUGUGUUGGGCUCAGUCUUGCCACGACUAAGUAAUGAAUUGUCAAGAGAAGGUCUAUCAUGGAGGGAGUUCUCUAUAAAUGGACAAACUAUAUUAGCGGUUGGCAGCCUCGUUGGUUUGUUCUUGAGGGAGGCACUCUUUCCUACUAUGACUCUCAAGAAGAUGCAUGGAAAGGAUGCAAGGGCAGCAUCAAAAUAUCUGUGUGUGAAAUACAGGUUCACCCAUCGGAUUUCACUAGGGUUGAUCUGAUCAUUCCAGGAGAACAAUACUUUUAUCUCAGGGCAAUUAAUGCAGCAGAGAGGCAGAAAUGGCUUGUGGCGUUGGGGACAGCAAAAGCCUGCCUCACAGACAACCGAACCAAGAGAGAGAAAGAGCUCCAGGAAAACACAGACACUCUGAAAACAAAAAUGUCUGAGCUAAGGCUUUACUGUGACCUUCUCCUCCAGCAAGUGAACAAAAUACAAGAAAGUUCUGAAGUGGAGAUGGCAGCUGAUUCGGGGGAGGUAGGGGAUGAGACUGGAAAUCUAGUGAAGUCCACUUGCAGCACCUUCUUGAAGACCCUGGAGGAGUGUAUGCAGAUUGCUAGCCGGACCUUCAAUCCAAACCUUCUGAGUCUGACCCCUCCAGGCUCUCCUCCUGUGGCUACCAUCAAACCUCACAAGAUCAAACCUACUGAUCCAAGACAUCAGCACCCAGGAGAAAACAGGCGAAAGGACUUAAUCAACAUCUCAGGAACAUCAGCACAUGGGAGUGGACCAGAAAAUGAACCACCUCCAUCUCCUCAAGAAAACAUGCCUACAUCUCCUACAAAAAGUGGUUUAAUGGAGGAGAAGAGGGAGCCCAUGGAGCCUCGUAAUGGCUCUUCAUCAAGGACACAGGACCCUGAAAAAUCUGUAGGAGAGAAGGAAAUACCGACCCAAGAAAAACAAGAGGAAGUCUCACUGAGCCCCACACAAAACAAAGAAAAGGUCACUGAAGAAAUCCAGGCUGACCAGGAAGUGAAUGAGCCUCAGUCUGAGAAUAAACAGGAACAGGAAGAUAAGGUGGACACAUUCUUCAGUACCAUGAGCCACAGAUUUAGUGAUAUAAUACUGGAGGACGACAGUGGUAUUCCCACACAAGCCUUUUUGGAUUCUUGCUAUGCUAUAGUACCAGUUUUAGACAAGCUUGGACCAACUGUCUUUGCUCCAGUUAAAAUAGAUUUUGUGGGAAACAUUAAGAAAAUCCAGCAGAAGGUGGUGUCCGAUCCUGAGAGUUUCCCCACCCUGCAGAGCAUCGUGCUGCAUGAGGUGGAGACGGAGGUGACACAGGUGAGGAACUCGGCCACAGAAGCACUGCUGUGGCUUAAACGUGGACUCAAGUUCCUCAAAGAAUUUCUUUCUGAAAUCAAUACAGGGAUAAAGGAUGUCCAAGGAGCUCUUAAUAAUGCAUAUGGAAAGACGCUACGGCAAUAUCAUGGAUGGGUUGUUCGAGGUGUCUUUGCACUGGCUCUACGGGCUGCCCCAUCCUAUCAGGGCUUCAUGGCUGCUCUGGUUUCUCAUGAAGGCGAUGAGCUGAAGGAAGGCUUUACGACUGGCAUGCAUCGAGACCUAGACGUCUACCUGCCAGCCAUGGAGAAGCAGCUGUCCAUCCUGGAUGCUCUCUAUGAGGAGUAUGGCUUGGAAUCAGAUGACAUCGUGUGACUAAUCAAAUACACUUACACAGCGAACAGAGCUUGGUUCUGACGGAGCUCACCGGUUUCAGUGGUGAAAUUGUAACUCUUUCAUCCGCUGUGGUAACCGAGCCCGAAGUUAGUGUUGAAAACGGAGGUUUCUGUGAGGGCAGGGCUUGCAAAGCCUGACCAGUUAGAGUGUGUUGGAUAAUGUGGCAUAUGCAGAGUCCAAUAACAGUCAUCCCUGUGAAAUUUCAACAUGCGAGUCAAAAUAAUGCUAGCUGAGGAGUGCAGGGUGUGAUUCCAAGUGUUUCGGGGAAAAGGUAUAUUUUUAGAAACCUUCAGUGGCGUGAACAAGUGUUUUGUUGAAAUCGGUUGUAUGUUUUUCAUACACUUUUAGGCAUAAGAGUACAACAGCAGAUAAGCUGAAGAUAUUGUUUACCUGGCAGUGAAGCUGUUACUCGCAGUAUGCUUAUCUGCAAUACAACUGCACAUGUGCUUUUCUCCUAACUUCAAAUAUUGCAUUACUUUUAUACAUAUACUCACAUCUCGUUCAUUUUAGACUAGCACAAAACUAAGUUGUUAUUCAGAGGCUUUUGGGGAUUCAGAUCAACAUGCAGUGUGUUUAUAAAACCAAGUACUUACCUGAAGUAUACAGAUACUGUGGUGGACUAUUUUUUGCAGUGACAUAAUCUUAGUUUAAACACAUUCACAAUAACUCAAUUCAGCUUGGUGAGAGGGACCAAAGCAGGGUUUCUUCUUCAUGAUCUUGUGGAAAGAUUUCCUACUUUUAAGAACAUGUAGCUGUGGAUCUACAAAAGGAAAGAUGUUAUGAUAUGUUCUCAGUGACUUUAUUUAUUUACUUAUAUGAAUAUUAAUUUUAACUGUUGAUUUUUAUUGUAAGAAUCACACUAUGCCUAUUCUCAAAUCAUAUGAAUGAUACAAAUGUCUGCAUGUUGCAUUGCAUGGAUUAUGUUUUUAUAUUUUGACAAUAAUCUAGAUUUAGAUUACUAAAUGAUUCGCACAUAAUAUGAUGACGACUGUUCUCUUACGUUUACAUUUUUUUAAAAUUGAAUUCCACAAAGUUUUAAACUAAAAUACGACAAAGCUUUAUAAAUAUGCCUUCCUAGUAUUGUAAAUGUCAGGAUUGUAUGACUGUAUGACUUUCUUUUUCUGCUGAACACAAACGAUAUUUUGAAUUUUUUUGGUAAACAAAAAGUUAAGAAUAUAAAAGCAUGAAACAUUUCUCAAAAUAUGUUCUAUGUUCCAUAGAGGAUAUUAAGUCGUACAGUUUUUGAACAGCAUGGCGUCAACAAACCUAUAUGAGUGUAUUUUUUAUGUUGAACACAAAAGAAGA